AUUGGUGUGAUUGGUGUGAUUACUGCGCAGAAUCAACAAUGAAAGCGAUAUUUUAGUUCUACAUGAAAAUAAUUUGACUUUCAAAGAACGCCAAGUUGCAUUUCUUGUUUAUUAUUACAAUAAAUACGGUCAUUCGAUGGUGAAAAUGUAUCCGUAAAUGAGUGAAAUUAUCCUCGCACCGGACAAAACCGAUUUUUUGCCGCAAAUUUUAAAUAUUUCCUGUGAAAUUCUUCAAUUGUAGAAAUAAUCUGACGCACUCAGCAAUCUUAUUUUGGGGUUUUGUUUUGUGGAAAAAUUCUAAAUACAUUUGACCCAUACAAUCAGUAAAUCGCAACAUAAAUCAACAAUGCCGAGAAUAGUAAGAGCAGUCGACGCUAUUUUCGAAGAUCCGAACAUGACUUUACAGUUGGAAUGUUGGCAAGACGAACUGAGUCCAGCCCAGCUGCAGGCAUUUGAAAAAGCCGAAAACGAACAUCGCAACAUACGAGAAAAAUUGAACGACAUUGUGAGCAGCAGUGGUGGUGAGAAUGUAUUUCUCGGUGAAAUAUUCUCAGCCUAUCAUGUGACCGGUAGUGCGCCGGGCUUGGAGACAAUAGCUAAACCAGUGGCAACAGUCCGAAAAGAGAAUCGAGCUAAGCAGUUAGCGGAGGAGAAAAAACUCAAAGCUGAACGUGAACGUGAAGCGAAACGACGUGAAGCGACCAAAAAUGUUCAGGUGAUUGAAGAUGAUGAUGAUGAAGACUACAUUCCCUUAAGUAAACGUUCGAAGGCAGCCAAGAUUGAAAAGAAGAAAGCCGAAGUUGAUAAGAAACCGAUAGUCACGAGCUCAAAGACUAAAUCACCGACCCAAAGUGGACCGGCUAUCGUUCCCAGUACGUUUCGUCCAACAGAAAAUACGUCCAUCGGUGGAUUAUCUGUGGGUGAUACGAAAAAACUGCCAGUCGUUGAUUUGACGAAGGAUGAGCCCAAUAGCAAGAAUGCUGCCGAUUCGCGUGAAAUCACUUUCAAUAAAUUGCAAGGCAAGACAUUCCCGUCUUUGGUCGUCGUAGCAAGACCAUCAUUGAAAGUUAAAGACAAUGUAAACGAUCGUCCAGCUCUUGAUGCCAAAGUCAAAGGUGUACUGAUGCAUACUGCGACCAAAUUCACCGAAUGGCUUAUUCAACAGGGUCUAGUUCGAUCCGAACAAUCGUGUCAAGUCCACAUUGGAACCGAUUUGAAACUUGGCAUGUACUCUGAUGCUUCAAAGUUUCCGUAUUCAGGCGGUUACGUUUGGAUCAGUGAAUGUUGUCCCACACGUUUCGUAUCCGUUUUUAGCGGAUCACUAUUCGAAGGGGCAGCUCAUCCACCGUCAGUUCUGCUGAAACUCAUUUAUCAUUGGGCGUGUCAAACAAAUGUGCAGAAUGUGGUGCAGUGGGUUAAAGUUGACAAUUUGUACGUGAAGGGAUUGUACACAUGGCUGAGAUCGGUCUGCACGGUUGCAUUGUAUCAGCACAUCAAUACACUUGGUGGUCCUGGCAAAAAAAUCGAAGUCGGAGUCAUUUCAUUGGGCACAACCAGCCAAGACGGACAGCAACGUCAAGUCAAAGUCGAAGUACUCGGUGUUCUUGACACUCAAGCGAAUAUCGUCCGGCUACGAGCCGUUGAACCGUUAAGCGAUGGUGAACGUAACUACAAGAAAAAGUUCGCCAAAAUUUUGGAACCACUAACCGGCUGGGUGAGCAAGGACAGUCAAAUUCUCACCGAUUUGACCGUUGACAAGGGUACACUUGUGUCCAUGGGCUACAAGUAUGUCGUACAAACAACAACCACCGAUGGCAAGGGCAAAAAUUGCAACGCAAACAUUAUGGACUAUCUCAGACGAAUCGUUCCGCGAAUGUUCCAAAAUACGUUGUCGAUGUUGUCGCGGCAAAUUAUUCAACAAUUUUUGGAUGAAUUGGUGUGGCGUGAAUGGUAUGGCAAAACACCGGGCACCGCUUUCGAUAACAUUGUCGCUCAUAUCUCCGAGCAAACGAGAUUGGACGCAAAGGAGUCGUUGGUCGUUCGACUGAAUAAGGUCGCUACUAAUCCGUUCAAAAAUUGGGCACAUUUUUCACAAAAAGCGCCCGGUAAAGCUCUACGUGAAGAUUUCUUCAGCAAUUCAGCGUCAACGUCAUCGAUACGUUCGGCUAGUCCUGCAACACCAUCCACGUCAAAGCGAGGAGGACGUCAAAAGCGCCGUGAACCAUCACCGGAACCAGUGCCGAUCAAAAAAAUUAAGGAGGAGCCGAAACAACCGCGUGUCGUCGAAACAAAACGACCGGUGGCUAAACAAACUUAUCGAGAAGAGUACAAGAAAGUCGAACCGACAAUUCAACUUGAGUCGUACUAUUACGGAAUACUAGCCGGUGACAGUAAUAACGAUAGUGCCGUUCCGGUUGCGUUCAAAGUCAAGUGUGUCGUCUGCCAGGAGUACCAAUAUUCUAACACCGACAUGAUGAACCAUUUGAAGCAACAUGCUAAUCCAACGGAUGAUUCGAGCAAGCAGUGCAUCUAUUGUCUUGAAAAUUGGGCCGACAACGAUAAGUUGUCCCGUCAUCUGGUAUUAGCUCAUCCUAUCGAAACGAAGAGUCAUGCCGGCGUUGAAUGUCUCAUAUGCGAGUCGCAUGUUAGCUCAAACACCGUUUUGGCUAACCAUAUGCAAAAGCUUCACGUUCAAGCUGAACUCCCGUAUCGUUGUGGCUGCUGUAAUUUUGCCAGUUCAUCAUUACGCGUUACAAUCGAUCACUUUUACAAUGACCACGCGGAUUCGGGUGCGCUGCAGUGCUCGUUUUGUUUGCAGGUUUUCCUGGCUGUAGACAGUGACGGGCGAAUCAUCAGCCACAACGUAAACCGUUAUUUGGACCAUCUCAAAAGUCACAUGGUGAAAACGCAAAUAAAGAAGUGCAACCGUUGUGUUCUAUCUUUCGUUCAUAAAGGAGCAAUGAAAGUUCAUUUGAUCUAUGACCAUAUCACCAUGAAACACAAGAAACUUCGUUCAAUGUGCAAAGGAUCCACGAAGAUUCCGAAGCCCAAGCCUAAAACGAUUACUCAUCGCGAGGCAAUUCAAUAUUUGAUCAAAUAUGAUCAUGUCACGAUGUAUGUGGGUAAUGGCAACAUUUGUUUGGAAUGUGACACUGACUUUGAGGAACACAGCCACUUUACCGGCCUAAUGAAGUGCGGCAAAUGCAGAUAUCAGACAUGUUGUUUGAGAGCCAUGAUGGAACACAACGGAAAUUGUGUCGGUGCUCACGAAAUCAACAACAUAUCACCGCUCGACUGUGAAAUGCACUGCAUCUGCGGCUUUUCCAGCAUCGAUGGAAAUGCAUUAGCUCGCCAUUUGGCGACGUGCGAACGACAGACGGCGUAUCCCAGUCUGGAAUCGGUACAAGAGAACACAGUCAAGCGGAAUAUGUUGGACAUGUUGGGAUUGGUUCGUCGCGACGACGAUGACGAAAGUGAUGAUCUACUGGCACCGGUUGAUGGUGAUUCUGAUGAUCGUCAAAUGGAUCAUGAUAAUGACAAUGCGACCGUAAGCGAACACGAUGGCACUGCAGAGCAAACCGUGCCGCCACAAGACGACUACAAUCAAGGCAUGGCUGGUGAGACGAGCGACGAACAUUUCAAUACAACAAUAUCGUUGGACGAUCUCGCUCCGCCAUCGGUUGCACCGCCUGAAACUGAUCGUACACCACAAUUGCGUGAUGAAUAUCAGAGUUUGGCCACACCACGGGUCGCUCCCAUUAUGCAAGAGCAUAAUGAAUAUGAAAAUUUGCCAAAUGAAGGCGCUCAGCCGUCUGCAUUCGAUUCGUUGUAAAACGCCUGGAAAAUUCGUCAAAUCCAUGUUCGGAUCAUUUAAAAAACUCUUUUUUUUAGAAUUUGUAUAAGUUGUACGUAUGUACCUCUAGGCAUAAGUUUCAAUUCAAUAUGUAAUAUUUUGUAGUCUGCACAGAGAAUGCAAUUUUUGCGUUUGGUUUAUUUGAUUUUACGUAGAAAUUAAAAAUGACAUAAAAUGGGA
Molecule: messenger RNA, 4033 nt
Organism: Bradysia coprophila
Lineage: Eukaryota; Metazoa; Arthropoda; Insecta; Diptera; Sciaridae
Gene: row
Product: zinc finger domain-containing protein relative of woc
Source: RefSeq, a predicted model, not a curated record